Molecule: messenger RNA, 418 nt
Organism: Verticillium dahliae VdLs.17
Lineage: Eukaryota; Fungi; Ascomycota; Sordariomycetes; Glomerellales; Plectosphaerellaceae
Exons: 2
Coding region: 1-273 (90 amino acids)
Source: RefSeq, a predicted model, not a curated record
AUGGGUGUGAGCCGUUGUAAGUGGAGGAGGGAGGAGUGGAGACCUGGGCUUCUUAUGGGAGCGUGGGAACACCGGUACACGGGCGGCUUCUGCGUCAGGGCAGCGGGCGGAACGAGGGUGGGAUUUUUUUUUCUGGCUCGCACCUUCGUGUCCAAGGGGGAAAGGGACCGAGAUGAAAGUACCAUGUACCUGUACUUCUGGAGGGGGCAGCGACAAGGAUGCAAAUUUCGGAGCAGCCACGCCACGCGCGCACACAGGCCAAAGUGGAGCUGAUGACGCUGGUCUCUGGCGAGGGUGUGAGGCCCUUGUCAGUUAUUUUUCGUACUGGGGGCCCUAGUGACGGUCGCUUUUGGAGAUGGUGGUUGGGUAGGUUGGUCGGAAAUGGGAGGGCGGAGAGGUGCCCGUUCUUUUUCUCUCA